This is a messenger RNA of Pteronotus mesoamericanus, 3392 nucleotides long. It is a transcript of the gene MTCL3, whose product is annotated as MTCL family member 3. NCBI's taxonomy places the organism in Eukaryota, Metazoa, Chordata, Mammalia, Chiroptera, Mormoopidae. Gene Ontology annotation, biological process: regulation of autophagy. Bases 232 to 3066 code for a protein of 944 amino acids. The transcript is spliced from 8 exons. The record is from RefSeq and is a predicted model, not a curated record.
AGUCGAAUAUAAUGCUGUGAAGUUAAACUUUCCUCGUCUCUGAAAGACACAAUAAACCCUGAGGUCACCGGAAGAUCGGAAGGAAAGCGCUGCUGAUUUGCUUCAACUUCGAAACGUCGCCUCUGCUGAGAAACUAGAAAGGAAGUUUGGUGGCAGUGAGAGGGAAGAGGAUGAUCUGGUGAUGGACCACUCUAAAUCGCAUCCGGUAGAUCAGGUCCUUCCCAGGCAGCCAUGAGUCAGCCGCCGACCGGGGGCGCUGCCCCUGCCUCAGCCGCAGCCCCUGCCGCCACCGCUGCCACGGAGGCUCGCCUGCACCCGGAGGGCAGCAGCAGAAAGCAGCAGCGUGCUCAGUCGCCCGCCAGACUGAGGGACAAUUCGGUCCGACAGACAGCCGCGGCCACCCGGUCCCCGGUGGGGGCAGGCACUAAACUCAAUUCUGUCCGGCAGCAGCAGUUGCAGCAGCAGCAGCAACAGCAGCAAGGCAACAAGACAGGGGCCCGCGGGGUGCCACCGGCCGGCACCCGAGGAAGCGGAGGCGGGGCAGAGAAGGCGGCGCCCCUGGUUCCCAAAGGGGCUGUGCCGGGAGCUGUCCAGCCCGCGGCUGGUGCUGAAGCGGCCCCUGCGGCGACCCUGGCCCCAGUGGGGUGCAAGAGGCCUGGCCUGACGGAGGAGCCGCCCCGGGAACCAGAGCCAGCGUCCUCUAAACUCGGGGAACCCCCUCCACUUGGGGAAGGAGGGGGUGGAGACGGGGGAGGAGCCGGCGGCGGCUCCGGGGAAAGGGAGGGGAGCGUUCCGCCGCCGCCCAGGGGCUGGCGAGGGAAAGGCGGACGCGCUCCUCACAGGGGCGGCAGCGGCGGGGAGGGGGCCUCCCCUUCUCCAUCCCCCUCCGCGGUCAGAACCCCAGGCCCAGGCAGCAGGAACUCCGGAAGUGGCGUUGUGGGGGGCAGCAGCAGUGGGGGAGGGAGCUACUGGAAGGAAGGAUGUCUGCAGUCUGAGCUCAUCCAGUUCCAUCUCAAGAAAGAGCGGGCGGCGGCCGCGGCGGCCGCGGCUCACACACACACUAAGAACGGCGGCGGCGGCGGCAGCCGCAGCUCCCCGGUCUCUGGCGCCCCCGCCAUUGGUGAAUCUCUUGCAGUCCCUUCCUCCUCCCCGAUGGCGGCGGCAGCCGAGGGCCCCCCGCAGAGCGCAGAGGGCGGCGCGGGCGGCGGAGGCAUGCAGGCGGCGGGGCCUCCUUCGUCGCAGUCGCACCCGCAACAGCUCCAGGAGCAGGAAGAAAUGCAAGAGGAGAUGGAGAAGCUUCGAGAGGAAAAUGAGACUCUCAAGAACGAGAUCGACGAGCUAAGGACCGAGAUGGACGAGAUGAGGGACACUUUCUUCGAGGAAGAUGCCUGUCAGCUGCAGGAAAUGCGCCACGAGUUGGAGAGAGCCAACAAAAACUGCCGGAUCCUGCAGUACCGCCUCCGCAAAGCCGAGCGCAAAAGGCUCCGCUACGCGCAGACCGGCGAAAUCGACGGAGAGCUUCUGCGCAGCCUGGAGCAGGACCUCAAGGUUGCAAAGGAUGUAUCUGUGAGACUUCACCAUGAAUUAGAAAAUGUGGAAGAAAAGAGAACAACAACAGAAGAUGAAAAUGAGAAACUGAGGCAACAGCUUAUAGAAGUUGAGAUUGCAAAGCAAGCUUUACAGAAUGAAUUGGAAAAAAUGAAGGAGCUAUCCUUAAAAAGAAGAGGAAGCAAAGAUUUGCCCAAAUCUGAAAAAAAGACUCAACAAACUCCCACAGAGGAGGACAAUGAAGAUCUGAAAUGCCAGCUGCAGUUUGUGAAAGAAGAAGCUGCUUUGAUGAGAAAGAAAAUGGCCAAGAUUGAUAAAGAAAAGGACAGAUUUGAGCAUGAGCUUCAGAAGUACAGAUCCUUUUAUGGAGAUCUGGACAGUCCUCUGCCCAAAGGAGAAGCCGGGGGGCCUCCCAGCACGCGGGAGGCUGAGCUCAAGCUGCGGCUGAGGCUGGUAGAGGAAGAAGCCAACAUCCUGGGCAGGAAAAUCGUGGAACUGGAGGUAGAGAACAGAGGCCUAAAGGCAGAACUGGAUGACCUGAGGGGCGACGACUUCAACGGCUCGGCCAACCCGCUCAUGAGGGAGCAGAGUGAAUCCCUGUCGGAGCUGCGGCAGCACCUGCAGCUGGUGGAAGACGAGACGGAGUUGCUGCGGAGGAACGUGGCCGACCUGGAGGAGCAGAACAAGCGCAUCACGGCGGAGCUCAACAAGUACAAGUACAAGUCGGGUGCCCAUGAGAGCGCACGGCACCACGACAGCGCCAAGACAGAGGCCCUGCAGGAGGAGCUGAAGGCGGCGCGCCUGCAGAUCAACGAGCUGAGCGGCAAGGUCAUGCAGCUGCAGUAUGAGAACCGCGUGCUCAUGUCCAACAUGCAGCGCUACGACCUGGCCUCGCACCUGGGCAUCCGCGGCAGCCCCCGCGACAGCGAUGCUGAGAGCGACGCGGGCAAGAAAGAGAGCGAUGACGACUCACGGCCGCCACACCGCAAGCGCGAAGGGCCCAUUGGUGGCGAGAGCGACUCCGAGGAGGUGCGCAAUAUCCGCUGCCUAACACCCACGCGCUCCUUCUACCCGGCACCCGGGCCCUGGUCCAAGAGCUUCUCCGACCGCCAGCAGAUGAAGGACAUCCGCUCGGAGGCCGAGCGCCUGGGCAAGACCAUCGACCGGCUCAUCGCGGACACGAGCACCAUCAUCACCGAGGCGCGCAUCUACGUGGCCAACGGGGACCUGUUCGGACUGCUGGACGAGGAGGACGACGGCAGCCGCAUCCGGGAGCACGAGCUGCUCUACCGCAUCAACGCGCAGAUGAAGGCCUUCCGCAAGGAGCUGCAGACCUUCAUCGACCGCCUGGAGGUGCCCAAGUCCACAGACGACCGUGGCGCCGAGGAGCCCAUAUCCGUGAGUCAGAUGUUCCAGCCUAUCAUUUUACUUAUUCUCAUUCUUGUAUUAUUUUCAUCACUUUCUUACACAACAAUAUUUAAACUUGUCUUCCUUUUUACACUGUUUUUUGUACUGUAAGUCUUUCAUCAUUCACCAUUCAUUGUAGUAUUUUCAGUUUGUUUAUUUUGUUCACCCUUCAAGACAAGAAGUAAAAGAAGUAUAAUUUCUGUAGUAACCAAUGCUAUAAAAACACUGAAGACUGCUUAAUUUAUUUAAAAAGACCCAUCUUACAACUACCAAACUCAAUAAGAAGCCCAAGCACUAAAAUAUUUCAGGCUUUAUUUUAAAGGCAAGUGAGACCGCUUCAAAUAAAACAACUCCAAGCUUCCAGGAAACAAAAACUAGAAGGCAGAGACGAGCAGAAACACCCCUUCACUAACACUCACGUGGUUGCCAUGGACCUG